Schistosoma curassoni is the source of this 729-nucleotide messenger RNA. The record is from the annotation of a GenBank genome assembly. Lineage: Eukaryota; Metazoa; Platyhelminthes; Trematoda; Strigeidida; Schistosomatidae.
AUGUGGAAAGUCAUCGAGAAACAAAGCUACACUACUACUACUACUACUACUACUACUACUACUACUACUACUACUACUACUACUACUACUACUACUACUACUACUACUACUACUACUACUACUACUACUACUACUACUACUACUACUACUACUACUACUACUACUACUACUACUACUACUACUACUACUACUACUACUACUACUACUACUACUACUACUACUACUACUACUACUACUACUACUACUACUACUACUACUACUACUACUACUACUACUACUACUACUACUACUACUACUACUACUACUACUACUACUACUACUACUACUACUACUACUACUACUACUACUACUACUACUACUACUACUACUACUACUACUACUACUACUACUACUACUACUACUACUACUACUACUACUACUACUACUACUACUACUACUACUACUACUACUACUACUACUACUACUACUACUACUACUACUACUACUACUACUACUACUACUACUACUACUACUACUACUACUACUACUACUACUACUACUACUACUACUACUACUACUACUACUACUACUACUACUACUACUACUACUACUACUACUACUACUACUACUACUACUACUACUACUACUACUACUACUACUACUACUACUACUACUACUACUACUACUACUACUACUACUACUACUACUACUACUACUACUACUACUACUACGACAACUGUGAUUACGUAA